CAAACUUUGUUGAUUUUAUUAUUAAAAUGAGAUAAUAUUCCACUGAUUAAAAGUAAGUACAGGGAAUAUUAGGUUAUUUCUUAACUCAUUGGUAAAAUAAUAAUUUGGCUCAUUAAGAAGUGAUUAUUUUAUUUAGCUACUUUGCUAUGCUGACAUCAGUGUAUGCGUUAUUGUUUCCCAAUCUGUUUCCAUUUCAGGCAUUCAGUGUCUCCCAAAUUCAAAGGAUGCACUGGUCUAUGAACACACUGCCUCUUCCUCAGUAUAUUGAACUGGGCGUCCAUUCACUGAGUGGUCUUUUAUGGACUCUACUACUUUUAUUUCUGUGGCACUGUUAUCGGAUUGGCUCCGAUUUCCCAGGCCAUGCUCAUGCUGGAAAGAUAAAGUCUAGCUCAAGACGGUCCAUGAUUUCCCGUGGCGGCGGCUGCACUGGGACAAAGUGCAAUGCACGAUCCAAGCUGUCCAGGAGUGAUCAAAUCACUCCUUUCAUUUCCAUGGAAACAGUGGAAGAUGAGGAACGGGGACAGGGCUACCUCACACCAGUGCUGAGUCAUGCCUUGUUCCCUGCCCAGGCAUCUGCAGAAGCCAAGAAGCUGUACACAGCACUGAAAGAGUAUGCCAAACGCUACAGUUGGGUGGGCAUGGGCCGCAUUCAUAAGGGUCUCAGAGAGCAGGUCAGACUGAAUGAUCUUUCCACCAUACAGAGGCCACAUCUCUUCUUCCUGCCAGACCUCCCAAGUGUUCCCUUUUUCCCACGCGAUGCUCAUCGGCACGAUAUUGAGGUUUUGGAAGCUAACUAUCCUGUAAUCUUGUCUGAGUUCCAGACUGUUUACCAGCGGGGCAUCGAUUCCAAAUUUGGCUGGACCUGUGUGGGACCAAAGGGCCAUGCAGUGUUUCCCUUGUACAGCGCAGGUGUCUGUGUGGCCAGUAAUUGCCGCUCCUGUCCCUGCACCUACCGCAUGCUUCUUUCUCUACGAACUUUUAUAAACAGCAACUCAUUGGGAUCUGCAGGAUUUUGGCUGCUGGGGCCUGGAGCUACACUGGGGAGCUCUUAUGGACCCACAAAUACACGCCUUCGUUGUCAUCUUGGUCUGCAGACUCCGCCUUUGUGCGAGUUGGUGGUGGGUGGGGAGCCUCAAUGCUGGUCAGAGGGACACUGCCUCCUGGUUGAUGACUCCUUCCUUCACACUGUCUCACACAAAGGCCCUCCAGAAUCUGGACCCAGGGUCAUUUUGAGUGUGGACCUCUGGCAUCCAAAUGUGGCUGCAGCAGAGAGACAAGCUUUAGACUUCAUGUUCAACCCUGAUCUCUGAAUUUGCUCCCUCUCUACCUGUGUGCAAUAUGCAGGGAUGCCUUAACUUAGCCCUGCUUGUGCCAGGUCAUCUAUCUCAUUCCUGUCAACAAAUCACUGUGUGAAUUUGCCCCUGAAAAUGAUGCAAUGAUGCAAUCCAUUAGUAACAAGUAUUGUUGAAUGCUUGGCUUGUAGGAAUUGCUACAACAAUGCAGUGUUAGACAAUGCUAUAUGUUAAACAGUGUGACUGCAAACUAAAAAACAGCCAACAGCUGCAAGUACAAGGAGUAGAGCUCUUGCAAACAUUAUCAUACUAAAAUUAUUUACUAGUGCAUGUAAAUUAAAUGUACCUGUUAUGAUUACUGGACUGUGAUUUGAGUUGUUGAUGCAUGUGCUCAUAUUGUAGGCUUUGGCCACAAGAAUGUUAAUGGUUCUCUUAUUUUGAAGAGAAAGUUCCCAAUGUUUCAACCAAAAAAACUGUGAAAAACAUGACGAAUAUAUGAAAAGAUUUAAAUGCAUUUUUGUUUACAAAAUUAAUGCAAAACAGCAAUUAAUUUAAAUUUACUGUCGUUUAUUCUUGUAUUACAAUCCUCUUGUGUAUGCUGGAAUGUUUCUAUUUAGAAAUCUUUUGCUAUGAACUAUAUAUUACUAUUCUUAAAAAAAAAACAAUUUCUCUCUUAUUGUUGACUUGGUUGCCAUGUGCUGUAUGUAUUAUAUGAAGAAGUAUGCAUAAAUCAGUUUUUGCCAUUUAAUUUAUUUAUUUUGGAAAUAAACUGUCUAAUGGCGUUAACCGUAUAAAUUCAUGUUUUCAACUGGUUUCACACAAAUAACUUAGAAGGAAAAGAUGCAGGGAAACAUAACAUACAAAUUAUAAAAAGGCAUAAAUAA
Messenger RNA from Cololabis saira (Pacific saury), 2176 nucleotides. It is a transcript of the gene asphd1, whose product is annotated as aspartate beta-hydroxylase domain containing 1. Lineage: Eukaryota; Metazoa; Chordata; Actinopteri; Beloniformes; Belonidae. Bases 147 to 1310 code for a protein of 387 amino acids. The transcript is spliced from 5 exons. The record is from RefSeq and is a predicted model, not a curated record.